UGUGAAAACUGGAUUGGUAACACACGAUCGAGCAAAAAAUAAAUCUGUAUACAUUACACAAUUGAAUUUGCCCAAAAUCACUGUAAUUUCCAAAGUCAAAAGCUUUUGUUGAUGUGUGCACAUGAUUUCAGAGUUCUCAUUUUAGACAUUUACUUCACAGGCGUGAAAAGUUCCCUUCGGUUAUCCCUGAAUGCUUAAACUGGUUAUUACCAAUUAUGCUGUCAAGAUCUUUUUCUGUAUGGGACUUCCUUCUCAAAUGUUUAGAAUCUACAUUGUCAUUCCAGUCCAAAAGAACAAGAUGUAUUCUCAGUUUGGAAUAAAAAACGUACAUAAUAAUGCUUUAUUAAAUGCAUCCACAACCCUAGUACAAAUUAACCUUAUUGUAAACAAGCUCAGCACGGAUACAGUUUAGUCAGCUAUAACAUAUUUCAGUGGUUAAAGAUGCACUCUUACUCCCAAAUAAGAUAUACCGCAAUUAAUAAUAUUGUUUUGAUAUUCCAAAAAAAGAAUGAAUGAAUGUCGAAAACAAUGGUUCUUAUGAAGGUUACCUAGUCUAAACCGACAACAUCCGAUGCCUCGGCAGCGAGUAAAUGGGGAGUGGCUUAUUUUAAAUUCCCUCAGCUAUGUAACUGUUUGUUAAACUCAGUGUUCUAUCUUAAGAACACAGUGGAGAAAUGUAAAAAUCAGGCCUGCUCCCCACACCACUAUCUACUAUCUGAAAUAAAGUUGACCAAAUAAUCUUUUCCAUAUGUUUACUUUGAAAUGAUUGUUUUCCUUUUUCUUAUUUUUUUCUAAAUUCCACAAGAUCUUUUUCUGUAUGGGACUUCCUUCUCAAAUGUUUAGAAUCUACAUUGUCAUUCCAGUCCAAAAUAACAAGAUGUAUUCUCAGUUUGGAAUAAAAAACGUACAUAAUAAUGCUUUAUUAAAUGCAUCCACAACCCUAGUACAAAUUAACCUUAUUGUAAAGAAGCUCAGCCCGGAUACAGUUUAUUCAGCUAUAACAUAUUUCAGAUGGUGUUGACACCUUUAAUUGAUAAUUAAAUGCACCCACUGGCUAGAAUCUGGUUUGUGUAUUGAUAACUGAAAAACAAAUUCACAUUUGAAUCAAAAAGGAGGGAAUAUAGUUAUACAUGAACAUUUGCAAAUCAUGGAACUAGGUACUGCCUUCUGUUAGAAUACUUACUUUGGGACGAAUAAGAAUACUCAGAAAAUGCCACAAAAACUCAGAACAAAGAGAGAUAUAUAGUUUACAUUUCUGAAGAUCAACAGGAGAUGUUCACUAUACAUGGCGGGGAUAUAUACAUUUGUAAUGAUGACAAAAGGUUUGAUAGAGAAAUGAAGGAGUAAAUAACACUGAAGCAAUGCAAUGAGGUUUAUAAAGAAAGAUUCAAAAAGACAAAUAUGAAAACAGUGUAACAUACUUUAACCUGGGAAAAGAUUCACAAGAAUGAUUAAUUAACGCUUCAAAAGGAAACGUGUAAGUUUCAUAGAAAACAAUGAAAUUGAAAAUUUAACAUAUGAAGCUGAUGAUAUCAAUCAAUAAUUUCUGGACAUAGUUAAAACAUGUGGAAUAAAAACAUAUCAAGAUCACAAGGAGAAUCAAGUGAUAGAAGACAAGACCCGUUAGACCGGUAUAAGGGAGCAAUCAUUCUUUAAGCCUGUCUUCAACACCUCAUCCAGGACAAUUCUGCACCUCAUCCAGGACAAUUCCGAUGAAGUUGAAGAUCACGAUUCCAAUAUCUAUUACUGCCCUGACAUAAUGGAGUACAUUGGAAACAAAUACCUGCCACUGUACCCGCUUUGAAGCGGAUGUUUCCUUGGGGAGGUGGAUGGAGUAAAACAAACCAGAUUAAUGACCACCUCUUCAUAUUUGAAAAGGAAACAAACGCGUUAGGAAGUUACCAACUAAGUUCAAAGGAGCUGACAGAUCUUCGACAGUCAAAUAUACACAUUGAAAAACUCGCACAGAGCUACCUUUUGUACCCCGAAUCACCAAAUGUAGCAGACGAGGGAACACAUAGUAGGGAACAACGAAGUCUAAAAGAAGAUCAAUUUCAUAUUCAUCAGAACUUCAUGAACAUUUGUCGACCAUAUUUCGACCAAAGCUUGGCAAUUGACCUCAGCUGGAAGGAACAUAAUGUCAGCGGGCGUGAUAUUGUUGUCGGGGUAACAGACGUUGGAAUAAAUACAGACAAUGUGUACCUACGUGAAAAUAUACAGUUGGAUUUAUCAUACAAUUUUGUUGACAACAAUUCAAAUACGAUUCCUACGAUUCUGCCGGGGAUAAUUGGAUCUUUGCAUGUGACAAACCAUGGCAACGCAUGUGCAGGACUUAUCGCACGCCCAAAAACAAACGCUUUAUGUAAUCCAUGUGGAUUAGGCGUGGCGUAUAAGGCAAAGGUGGCAGAUUUGCAAAUAGCGAAGGUUCGAAAAACACAUUGGAUGUUACCCCAUAUUGACUCUGCAAAUUAUGCAAAAGCUCUUGCUUACAGACGUGACGCUAUUCACAUAUAUUCCAACAGCUGGGGUUCAAAUCAACCAUUUACUGAAUUGGAAUUUUAUGAAGUUGAUGUUUUGAAAGAAGGUAUUAAACACGGUCGAAACGGACUGGGGUCAGUGUACGUCUUUCCUGCUGGCCACCCUGGUUCUGGAUUGGUCAAUUACGUUGGAAGUAUCCCAGUGGCAUGCAUGGAUGUAAAUGGUUCUGUGGCUGACGUCAGCCAGGUUAAUGCAGCAACAAUUGUGUCUGUGUUUUGUAAUGGCAGGAGAAGAAUUGAUGAUAGAAUGAUUACAGUUGGACAUGAUGACAGAAGAUGUUUUACGGAAUUCGGAGGUGAAUCUGCGGGAACCGCCAUUGUUUCUGGAAUGAUCGCCCUACUGUUAGAAGCAAACCCGGCUCUAUCCAUCAGAGACAUUACACAUAUUUUGGUCGAGUCUAGUAGUCAUAUUGGGAUAGAGGCUUCGUCGGAGUUCCUACGCAAUGACCCUGGAAAGCACUAUCAUCCCAGGUUGGGUUUUGGAUAUCCAAGCAGCUCUAAAAUGAUCCAGGCUGGGAAGCAGUGGAAUCGGUUACCCCCUCUAUGUUCAAAAACCCUUGAAUUUUCAAAACCAUCCGUUCAAAAUAAAUCAGCUGAUUGGUACGUGUUAGAUUUCUGCGACACAUCACCAUGCAUAGAGAAGAUGGAAGAAGUUCUGUUUCAAAUGAAGUUCGUGUAUUCAGAGCUGCAUCAUAUGAGACUAUGGGCUAAAUCUCCUAGUGGUACUGUAUCAGAGUUAGCCAGUAUCGAACCAAGAUUGAAAGGGAGCAAGGUAAAGGAAGUUAUGGCAACAUUUCGGUCCAACCACUUUUGGGGAGAGAAGAGCGAAGGUAGCUGGCAUGUUUAUAUCGGAUGCAAUAUUUCCAAAGAGUCUGAAUAUCAAUAUAACAAUUGUCAAGUAGUUUCUGCUUGUUUAAUAUUUUACGGUACAAUUAAAAGUGGAAAAUCGAUGAACAACUGCGACGUGGACACAGGCCCCAUAUUUAUCCAUGACAAAGUGAUAAUAUCAUCAAUAUCCGACAGCCCAUAUACCACAGAGGGAACAACAUCUACAACGGCUACUUCUAAUCAAACCAACGUGAUAAUUGGAACUUUGGUUGGGGUGUUGGUAGGUGCAGCGAUUGUAAUAACAGUACUUAUUGUUAUAAGCAAGAUAUUCAUAAGACACCGCCAAAUCACGCGGACUUCAAGAAAUCCUUCAGAUGAAUCAGAAGCGCUAAAUGGAGAAGGAACUGCUUGCGAUGAAACUGAUUUUAAUACAUAAAAGAGUGACAAAACGAGUUAUUUUCAAAUGCCGUAUUGAUAACAAAGUUGAUUUGUAUUGCGUUUGUAACGCGACAUGUCUUAAACCUGGACGUGACAUUUAGAACUAUAAUACUACGACUAGAGUGCGUUUAAGUAGUUUGUCAAGUGCGCGUACCAAGUAUUUUAAACGAAUGCUCUCGUAUGCAAUAUUGAUUUACAACCUAUCUUUAAUAACAUUAUUGUAAAAGUCUGAGAAAUGUUUUAGUCGUAUAACAAAUAGUACUAUAUUGAUAUGUCUUGUUCAUCGCUGUGCUAAUGCGAUAUUGAUAGAAUGAUACAUGGUUAACUAUGGCUUUUGGUUGAUAAUUGCCCGAGUGCUAAGAAUAAUUGCCCAAUGAUAAUUAUUUUUACUGGGGCAUUUAGAGCAAUCAUAAAUAUAAUUCAAAAUUGACCUUUUUGAAAAUGAAAGAUUGUAUACUACUUUUGUCGACAUAGUGAAAUGUAUUUUCUAGAAGUGCAUUAUGGUUAAAGAUGUUCACAUAUGAAAUACAUUCAAAAUACUUGUUUGCAGCAUGUAUAAAAAAGUCAAAUCUUGUGUAAAAUCAAUGUCAUCAUAUUCUGAUUUCUUUAGUUACGCUUUUGGCUUGCGUCAAGGGGACGUUAAAUCCCCUUUAUUUGUUUCUUUAUUUGUAGAAGAUCUAGAGUUGUAUUAACAAAAUGAUAUUUAAUCUUGUCUGCACUUAGAUGAUAUUAAAACAUAUUUUUAGUAUUUGCUGAUGAAAUGUCGAUUGUAAGCAAAUCUCCUGAUAUUCAAAUUAAAUAAAAUAAUUUAUAAUUUCUUUUGCAAUGCAUGGAUAAUAGAUGUUAACACCAAUACAACUUAUGCUUUUUGUAAAAGAUGCAGGCUUUUGCUAAAACGAAUGACGGAAUUGAACAGGUCCGGACAAAAAAUAGGUGUUGUUUGUAAUUAUACUGGUAAUUCAAUUUUGAUUAUAUGUUAACUUUUUGACGCUUUUGUUGGCUCCAUCUUUAAUUACUCAGCAGAGGUCAUGGCUUUUACCUAAUCUCAGGAAUUAGAGAUAAUUCGUUUAAAAUGUUGUAAACUAUUUUGAGAGUUAAAACUAUUGCAUGUGAAUACGGUGAUUAAGGCAGAUUCCCCUUAUAUCUGCAUAGAUACAUACAUAUAUCAAAAUAUUGGUUCAUGGUUGUUACCACUGUCAAAACAGAAUAUAAAGAGCCUUGGUAUUUCUGCAAUAAGGUUUGUGUUUAAAAUGAUUUAAAACGAUGUUUGCUGAUUUUGGUUUAAACCACGUCUUUGAUAAAGGUCUCAUUGUUGAUGUACAUGUAUUUAUAGUAGCUUAUAAAUGUAGAUUAUAUGUUUUUUUAAACAAGAAUGGUUCAGAACAGUAGAAAAUAUUAGCGUAUUGGAGAUCUUGUUUAGAAUAUGCAAUUUACUUAGAUAUUAUACCAGGAAGUUUAAGAUUUUACUUAAGUCAAUUACGUUUAUCUGUACAUCCACUCAUAAUCAAACUAGUAGAUAUGCCAUAAAUAGCAUACCUAGAGCUCAAAUGUAUUGUCAAUGCUGUCAUUCCUUGGAUAUCAAAGGUGAGUUACACUUUACAGGUAUAUGUUCUUAUCUUGAUGCUCUUAGAAAGAAAUAUAUAAAAAACAUACUAUUCAUGUAGAACCGUCAGUUUUUAAGUAUAUCUAGUUAUUGAAUUCAACUAACAUAACGGAAUGAUAUUUGUGGUUAAGAAUCUCUAAUCUAAGAUCAAGCUUACUAAAUGUCAAUACUUAUUUAAUUACAUCAAUAAUAACAUGCAUGUGCAAAAUCUCAUUGAUUGUUGUUUUUUUCUACAUAAACGUAUUUUAUAAUUUGUAUGUAUUAUUGUUUUUUAUCAUUCUAUAUAAAGUUUGACAAAUUGUAUUAUAAAAUAUACAACAGUAUUUUGUGAUGAUGUAAUAGUAAAUCUAUUGUUUGUCUGUCUGUCCGUCUGUCUUAUCUGUAUAAUACAUAUGUGUGACAUUUUUCAAUGAUUUGAACAGGUUUUAUAAACUUAAUUGUGAAACAUAAUAGGAUUACCAAGAAGUAUGCAAUGUAAUAAAUAUGAGACAUAAAAAUUGGUU
Molecule: messenger RNA, 5909 nt
Organism: Mya arenaria
Lineage: Eukaryota; Metazoa; Mollusca; Bivalvia; Myida; Myidae
Product: endoprotease aex-5-like
Exons: 12
Coding region: 1810-3801 (663 amino acids)
Biological process (GO): protein processing
Cellular component (GO): trans-Golgi network; Golgi membrane
Molecular function (GO): serine-type endopeptidase activity
Source: RefSeq, a predicted model, not a curated record